Physcomitrium patens is the source of this 3372-nucleotide messenger RNA. RefSeq lists its product as uncharacterized. The record is from RefSeq and is a predicted model, not a curated record. Gene Ontology annotation, cellular component: nucleus. Gene Ontology annotation, molecular function: transcription cis-regulatory region binding; DNA-binding transcription factor activity. Gene Ontology annotation, biological process: positive regulation of DNA-templated transcription. NCBI's taxonomy places the organism in Eukaryota, Viridiplantae, Streptophyta, Bryopsida, Funariales, Funariaceae.
GGAACUGCCAUUGCCUGAGAGCCACCAGUUUGAUCAAAUGGUUGUCUGCACUGUUUGGACCGUUUACCCCUCUCCUUCGGCUUUGUCCAACUUAGUCCGCGUCUAGGCUACUGUCCUCUAACUGAAUUGAUUUUGUAGGCCCGCCAUAUCUUUGUUACACAGGAUCGAUAUUUUCUGUAGCAUAAACUGUGGUUUGCGAGUACACGCGGGAAGGGAAAUGGAGGGAGGAUAGACUGAACGAGUGUAGGAGAGAUGGGAGUGGAAGAAACUCAGCAGUAUUCGGUUGUAUCAUCUUGUAGAUGUCGAACAGAAGGUGGUGCUUGUGCAUGUUUAAGACGGUAGAGUUGCUUCAAGCGACGGGUGACUGAACACAGAUACGAGAGAGUGGCAGCGGAGGAGGUUUAGCGACCUCAGGGUCGUGACAGCCAGUGACAGCAGGCACAUGGGGCACUUCAACCCUGGCGAGCCUUCCGGGUACAUGCUUCAUCUCUGUCUGUUGGUUUCUGUGACGGCGAUCGUUGUGUUUUAGUGUAGAGUGUUUCGCGAGCUAGCACCUCUUCGCGAACUGGGAGCUGGUAAUAGUCCACUCGAGUAUGCUGCAGAUGGUUGUGUCCUGCACAACGUACAUCUCUCACAUUGCAUCGUCGGAACUCUCGAACUCAACAACGGUGUACUGCAAGUGCACUAAGUUACCAGCUCUCAGGCAGCAAUGCUAGCAGUGGUUUCAAUCUACUUCAUCCGGUAGAAAACAUCUGUCCUCCUAAGCCCUUCUCAAAACUUUGCUUCAUAUUAUGCACCUGACAACUAAACUUCUCGAAUGAUGAAGAGGAAAUUCUCCUCUUAUCCUUUACACGAUGUUGACGUUGACGGGCUUUAAACAUAGUUGAAUGCUCGGAGCAUACGUGACGGCGUGCUACACAGUGCUUCCGGAUGUACAGGCUUGAUCCAACUCUCAUCCCGCAGCAUUCACCACUCGCUCAGCCACGAAUGCUUUCAGUGCUGCCUGAGGCAGCAAACCGCCUCGACUUAACCUCCGCCAUUGCCCACGAACUCCAACGCAUAAACAGCCAACCGGGCUGGCUUCCCUGGAACCAGCAAUUAGGCGAGAUUCAAUGUUCGCAUGAGCCCGCAAAUGGCUUGCAACUCCCGCCUGACUCGCUUCUAUCUCAUCAGAACGCCGGCAGCGCAGGCCGACCCAUUCCGCAGUACAUUCCUCGGUUCGACGAAGCGCUGGGGCCUCCCGCCCAGCAAUUGCCAACGAGAUUGGACCUGUACAGCCCCGACUUGGAGCCGCUUGCAAGCGCACAUCAGGGGUUCUACUCGAGGGCUGACAAUGGAGUACCGAGGGAUGUGGGCGCGCAUCAGCGAACGCGACUGCACCCAGGCCACCAGGCGUUGGACGCAGGUGGGCGGGUGGAGUCCAUGGCGCGAUCGGUGUCGCCAUGGAUCGAGCGCAUGAUGCAGGCGGACGUGACGCCGACGCCGAGCCCGAGCCUGGGCAUCUCGACGAGCCUGAGCCUGUCGCAGAGGGGUCUGGGGGAAGCGAGCUGCGUGGCGAGCCAAACGGCGGAGCUGCAAUCGUGUCACAGCAGCGACGUGCAGCGGAGCGCGUUCCAGUGCGGGGUGCAGCGCGAUCAGUCGACGGCGGAGGCGUCGGCGGAGCUGUGUACGGACGACGAGGACUGGGAGGCACGGCCUUUGGACGAGAAGCGGAAGAAGAGGAUGUUGUCGAACAGGGCGUCAGCGCAACGUUCUCGGCAGAGACGGCAGGAGCGGCUGGACCAGCUGGAAGUGCUGACCGCACAGCUGCGGGUGGAGAACUCGACGUUGCAGAAGAAGCUGGGCGUGGCGGUGCAAGUGGCGAAGAAGUUCGAGGACGAGAACAAGGCGCUGCAGAGGAGAGUGGAGAGGCUGAGCAAGGAGCUGGAGAGCGGGAAGGCAAGGAUGCCGACAGAGCGGGCGUUCGACGAGUGCGCGAGCAGCCAGCAAACAACAUGCACAAGCUCGUGCGAAAUGGUGGGGGGGCGGACGUCGGUGGAUCCGAACGUGAUGCGGAGUGGGAACGAUGGGGAGUCGAUACCGUCGAUGUCAGCGGGGAGUGCAGCAGCCACGGAGACGGAGACGAAAGGAGUGGAGGGGGCGAGCAAUGGGAAGCACGGCGACGGGGUGAGUUCGGUGCGGAAGUCGCUGUCGGAGUGGCGGAUGGGGAAGAAGCGGACGUUGGAGGAGUCGGUUUCGUUCGGGGGAUCGCACAGCGCGCCGAUGGGGAAUUGCAUGGGGCCGGGGUCGGCGUCCGGGGAGUUGUGGACGAGCUCACACACGAGCCUGGCGCGGGCAGGAUCGCCAGGGACGGGGGUAGAGAGGGAAUGCGGGAAUGUGCUGGAGUCGAUGAGGUCGCCGUUCGGGGGGUCGUUCGGGAUGGAGGCGACGAUGAAGGAGGAUGCGAGUCAGAUGGAUUGUAUGGAGGCAGAUCGGUGGUUGGAGUUCGCGGAGUGCUUCAAGUGAGGUGUUGGGGAGAGCGGAUGGUGACACCGCUGAAGCUCAGUGAUGCUAGAUUGUGGAGAGAUGGAGGGGAAGUGGAAGGGUGGUAGCUGGCAGGAGGAUAGAUGAGUAAGAUUUUGAAGAUGUACAUCAUUCAUUAGCUACUUGAAUAGUGAUUACAGGUUCCUACAGUUAUUCUGCCUGCUUGGAGAGAGAUGCACGCUGUUGCGUACUGAAUUACAUCCAAUAUCGAAAUAUGCUCAAGAAUCAUGGGACCACCUUGGUUUAUCUGGAAGUAGCAUCGUCCAUGUAUUGCAAGCCAUUGGGGGUGGCGUUGUGCACCAUUCGAUGUCAGUCUCCACUCCUCACGGCGGUGGAAUUCCGAUGGAGCUUAUGGGUGUGCCUCCUUGACCGGCAUGGUUUUUAAUCAUACGCGGCGCGUGACAAGUGUGGUGUUCUCCACCAACCCACUACGUCUUCCCGGCUGAAUUUGACUUUGACUGCAAAUAUCUUUUCCUAUUUCUAACACGUGCUGGUGGUGGCCGAUUCCAUUUGCGUUCCGGAUUCUGCAGCGCCAUCAGUUGUGCGCCGGAAGUGCGGGAACGGAACUUUCGAGAGAAGCCGCUGGGGAGGUGUAGAUACCACCACCAAUGAGGAUCGUUGGCGCUUGCAUUGGAUGGGCCACCGUUUCCUCGAGGCUGCUGACAUGGGUGUUGGCCUUUGGCAGUGGCUCGUUAUGAGGAAUGCUCUAUGAAUGUCUACGUGUUUGUAAAUGAAUGCCCGAGGGCCAUUUGAAAAUUAUUGGCCUGCCGAACACUUGCUGUUGGCAACGAAACCAAAUUUUUUGUAGUCGGAGAUGGUAACAACUGCUUUUACUCUACUUUCAUGGUA